AUGCAAGACGAAAAUUUGAACGACAGCCCGAGCAGAGCUUCUGCUUCUGGAUCAGAUGAGAAGUAUUCGGAGUUCACUGAUCAGAUUGACAUAUACACUCUCCAUGAGCUGCAUGCCGGUCGAUUGAUUCUUGAUCCCCUAGAAGCAAAGAAGGAACUCGGUGAUUCAGUUGCUGCGAAGUUGAAAUUGACAAAAGAUGGAAGAUAUGUGUUAUGGCCUCAACCAACGGAUGACCCAGAGGAUCCUCAGAACUGGAGCGAUAGGAAAAAGAACUUCCAGCUCUUCAUUGUCAUCUUGGCGUCUAUUAUCCCGGACUUUGACAACGGAAUUGGAUGGGGUGGUAUCUUCUUCGUGAUGUUGAUGCGAAGGUAUGGGCGACUUGCGACACUGUUCUGGACACAGCUUAUUGCCCUCGGUCUCCUUGCGGGAGCAACCUUCGCCCCAACCUUGCAAGUUUUCGCAGCCAUGCGUUCUCUCACCGCUUUCUUCGGAACCUGUCCUCAGGUCACGGGGCUAUACACCAUAACGGACUUGUUCCCUUUCCAUCUACAAGCUCGGAAGAUAAAUUAUUGGACAAUGGCAGUUGUUUUGUCUCCUCAUUUAUCACCAUUCCUUUUUGGCUUUCUCGACGCACGAACAACAUGGAGGUGGGCAUACGGAGUCGGGUGCCUAUACGGCUUAGCAGUUCUGAUACUGAUUGCCCUCUUCCUUGAUGAAUCCUUAUAUCAUCGGAAAGCUUACUCCGCUGACCAUCCACCUGUUCACCGUCGAAAAGGAUCAAUAGUUCAAAGAGUGAAAGACGUCGUCGGUAUAACGGGUGUACGGCAGGCCAGGUCAGAUCCUCCGUGGUCAGACAUCUGCACCGCCAUUCUCAAGAUUGCUUGGAGACCACAUCUAUUUCUGAUUCUUUUCUUUGAGGCGUUCGUCUUUGGAUUCAGCAUCGGUAUCAAUGUCACUAUUACCGUAUUCUUCCAGACUCCACCGCCUUUUGGAUUUGGCUUCAGCCAAACUACCGUGUCUGCAAUAUAUGCUACACCAGUGGUUGCAGUCUUCAUCGGUGAACUAUUGGGAAGAUACCUUAAUGAUUGGUUCAUGAGGCGUGAAAUCAAACGCAAUAACGGGGUGUUUGAGGCAGAAACGCGACUAUGGUAUCUUCACCUUCUACUCUACUGGCAAUUUCCCGCGGCUUACAUUUUGAACUAG
Molecule: messenger RNA, 1203 nt
Organism: Psilocybe cubensis
Lineage: Eukaryota; Fungi; Basidiomycota; Agaricomycetes; Agaricales; Agrocybaceae
Product: putative MFS-type transporter
Exons: 13
Coding region: 1-1203 (400 amino acids)
Biological process (GO): transmembrane transport
Molecular function (GO): transmembrane transporter activity
Source: RefSeq, a predicted model, not a curated record